This is a messenger RNA of Juglans regia (Persian walnut), 1183 nucleotides long. RefSeq names its product transcription factor bHLH95-like. NCBI's taxonomy places the organism in Eukaryota, Viridiplantae, Streptophyta, Magnoliopsida, Fagales, Juglandaceae. Gene Ontology annotation, molecular function: DNA-binding transcription factor activity; protein dimerization activity. The coding region runs from base 1 to 945 and encodes 314 amino acids. The record is from RefSeq and is a predicted model, not a curated record. Gene Ontology annotation, biological process: regulation of DNA-templated transcription; endosperm development. The transcript is spliced from 3 exons.
AUGUCAGAAGGAGGAGAAGGAAUAGGCCAUGAAAGUUUCUUAUGGGAAAACCAGUCGUGGGCCUUCUCGAAUUCGGACAAUUCAGCUGGCAGUGAAGGGAAAUCGAGCAAGAAGUUGCCAGUGUCGAGCUCGAAUAGCCAGAUAGAGAUAGGAGCAAAAGAGGUGGCGCUGCCACCCAGUAAGAAGAAGCGGGGCCGAGGCAGUGUGGGCAAAAAUGGGAAUGCGAGUACUGGUGGUGAUCAAGGGAAGGGAGAAGGAAAAGGAGGCGGUGAAUCUGAUCAUGAUAUACAUAUAUGGACGGAGAGAGAGAGGAGGAAGAAGAUGAGGAAUAUGUUCGCUAAUCUGCAUGCUUUGCUUCCCCAACUUCCUCCCAAGGCGGACAAGUCCACCAUCGUGGAUGAAGCGGUAAGCUACAUCAAAACCCUACACCACACUCUCCAGAAGCUACAAAAGCAGAAGCUAGAAAGACUUCAAGGCGGCGCAGCGUCGACUUUCGGCUUUGAGUCACCCAUAUUGAUCUCGCAAAGACUAUCAAGCGACUCGAGGGAAGCAUUCUUAGCCGAUCAAGGAUCUUCAAACAACCUGGGCGCCGUUACAGCAAAUAAUUCUUAUUCAAAUCCACUUUCAGCCAGCUUGCGGUAUCCCGUAAACUUUGAAACCUGGACUUCUUCAAAUGUCGUCUUGAAUAUAUGCGGUGAGGAAGCACAGAUUAGUGUGUGCUCGUCUACGAAGCCUGGCCUCUUGACCACCAUCUGCUAUGUGUUGGAGAAGCAUAGAAUAGAGGUGGUAUCUGCUCAUAUUAACUCCGAUUCUAAUCGGAGCAUGUACAAUAUUCAUGCACGUGUAAGCGGAGCUUCCAAUCAUCAGUUCCAAGAGCCGGCGGCAUUUCCUGUGGAGGAAAUAUACAAGCUAGCUGCGGGAGAGAUAAUGUUGUGGGUAUCAUGAUCUGCGUGAUCAUGCAUCCAGGAUCAGACUUAACAGAGAUCAGAAAGCUUUUCAUUAAUUUGGUGGGGACGGCUAUAUAUACGGCUAUGUACUUCCAGCCGCCAAAUAGCCUUCAUGGUCAUGAUAUAUAGCUAAUUUCUGGCGUAUAUUUGUAGCCAUAUAAGCUCCGUACGUACAAUUAGCUGUAUGUAAUUUCCAACUAUCAUUUUGUAAGCUGCUUUUCUUAAAGUACACAUGA